AUGCAAAAAUACACAGACAGCUAUCAAACCGCGGAGUGUUCGAGUAUUGAUCUUACAACGGAGGAUAAUUACCUACUUCAAGAAGAGUUAGAAAACAUAGGAAAAGAUGUCACAGCUGAGAAUUCGUUAUCACAGCUGGUCAUCAAUCAACAAACAGAUGCAGGUCAUGCACGCUUGCUAGAAACUUCAACAAAAUUUUUCAACAACUAUUUCAACCCACUUACACAAGUAUUAAAAGCAGACAUAGCUACAGCGGCGGGUGCCGUAGAGGCAAUAGAUGCUUUACUGUCGAGUAUAUGUGAGCAAGGAGAUGGGGUACUGAUUCCAGUUGGAUCUGAUCUGCGGAUACGUCACCGCUCCAUUUUUCGACCUAUUGAGAUUGAUAUGACAGGACUUUGCAGCAUGUCUUCGAAGGCCAUAAUGUCAAGGCUGACCAUUGACGUGCAAAAAGUCCAUUGCCGCAUCCGAGCUCUUAUCCUGACAAAUCCACACAAAACUCUAGGCCGUUGCUACUCUCAAGAUAUGCUAGAAGGAUGUUUGAAAUUUUGCCAGAGCAAGGAUAUUCAUUUCAUCUCAGAUGAGGAAUAUGCUUUGACAGCAUUCUCUUGUGCGGAGAUAACGGAACCUCAUCCCUUUAUUUCUGCUUUAUCUUUAAAUACCCGGGCUCUGAAAUGUGACCGAGCGCGGAUACAUACAAUAUGGAGCAUUGACAGAGGUUUUGGUGCUGGAAAAUAUAGACUGAGCUUCACCGUGACACAGGGGAAUCCGAAGUUAAUUUCUCAGCUAACUGAGACACGAAGCUCCCAAGCAUCAGUAUUAUCGACAGCAUUCACCACAGCCCUUUUAUCCUCUCCGACCUUGCCAUUCUUGAUCACACUCAAUUCUGCACGGCUCGCCGAAGCGUAUAUGCUAAUAACCGAAUUCUUCACGAGGCGCAAUGUUGCCUACAUCCCAGUGAGCGCUGGAUCGAAUAUUUUCGCUCGGCUGGCGCCAAGAGCGAAAACUUGGGAGGACGAGAAUCUGAUGAUAGAAAAGCUGCGGGGUGCAGGGGUUCUGGUCACCUCUGGUCAGAAUUGCAGCGGAAGGCCCAAAGCUAAGGGCUGGGUCCGGCUGUCUUUCUCAGUCGAGCCGAAGCGCCUUCAAGAGGCACUGAAGCGGGUUGACGCUGCCCUGGGCAUAUCAAUGCGAUCAACGAUGUGA
This is a messenger RNA of Ophidiomyces ophidiicola, 1200 nucleotides long. RefSeq lists its product as uncharacterized. Bases 1 to 1200 code for a protein of 399 amino acids. The transcript has 4 exons. Lineage: Eukaryota; Fungi; Ascomycota; Eurotiomycetes; Onygenales; Onygenaceae. The record is from RefSeq and is a predicted model, not a curated record. Gene Ontology annotation, molecular function: pyridoxal phosphate binding; transaminase activity. Gene Ontology annotation, biological process: amino acid metabolic process; biosynthetic process.